AUGCACACAUACGUGCGAGACAACCCUGUUUUCCUUGCCUCUGAGAAUGAAGCCCGCGCGGAGUUUACCGAGCUCCGCUGGCAAGUUAUGUCGCUAUCUGAAAUGGUCUCCGAAUUGACAAGUUAUGUCGUUAUCUGAAUCAGUGAGCAUCUGAAUGUGUUUUGAAUUUUAAGGUUGCGCUGUCCGAAUGUCUACCAUGCAUUUGAAACUACGUCUAAUCUAUCACUUCAGUGGCUGCACCCCCGUGAGUGUGUGUGUGUGUGUGUGUGAGAGAGAGAGAGAGAGAGAGAGGCAGAGAGAUGCCGGAACUUCUUGUCUCAGAGGAUGAGUCUAUCAAGCUUGAACAACUAUUAACGAGUAAUCCAAAUGUGGGGGGAUUUGGUCAGGGAGAUGCCGAGAUAGUACUUCAAGAUCCGUUACGCAGCAUCUGUUGUUCUGGCACAAAUAUUUUUAAUCUAAGGUUUGCUCCUGUUGUAGAAACAAUUCUAUCUGUUCCCGAAUAGCCUCUUUCAAAAGGGCUUCUGCUUCCUGGGUGAAUGUCUUGGUGGAAGAUAUAAUUUCUUUGAACUCAGUUUUAUUCUUUUUUAAGUAGGUACGCAACUGAACCAGAAAUUUCCUUACCUGUCCAAUUUCUAACGAAAUGGAAGAAUUUCAUAAGUUUCCAAAAAUUGAAGAUACAGAUCAAGAAAUCGAAUUUAAAUCAUUUUUGGAAACAUAUCAAUUGGCAGAACCCUUGAUAAAAGAAAGAGAUGCUGGGUAUGAAUCACUCACAUAUUCUUCUGAAUUAUAUGUACUUGCGGGAUUAGUUUGGAAAACCAAUAGAGAUAUGAAAGAACAAACAGUAUUUAUUGGAAACAUUCCUCUGAUGAAUGGAACUUACAGUAUUCCCUGGGAACCUUUAUAGUAAAUGAAACUUACAAAAUUGUAAUUAAUCAAAUAUUGCAAAGUUCCGGUAUUUAAUACCAUUCCGAAUUGGACCAUAACGGAAUUUCGGUCUAUAUCAGCACCAUAAAUUGGUCGGCGAAAUAUCAACCCAAGAUUGAAUCUUGACGUACCUCAGAACAAUACAUUUUUGUUACCACGAGAUGUAUUAGCUGCUGCAGAUCAUUUGAUCGGAAUGAAAUUUGGAAUGGGCACACUUGAUGAUAUGAACCACUUGAAAAAUAAACGUACUCGUUCUGUAGCAGAUCAGUUGCAGGAUCUAUUCGGACUGGCUCUUGAGAUUGGUUAAAUAACAGGCAAUCCGAAACUUCCUUGAAUGAUAUUCAAGAGAAGAACGUUCUAGAAAAAUUCAUAGAAUUAGAAGAACUUUUUCUGUUGAACGAAAUGAUAAAGGAACACCCCGAAACACAUCUACAAAACCUUCGUAUAGGAAUACACAAAGAAACAGUACAAUUGGUCAAAAUACAUAAUGAAUAUAAUUUACAUAGUAUUUUGAAAUUCUUGCCGAUACAGCACAUAAAAUAAAUAAAAUAACUAAAUUAACCAAAUUUUGCUGAUGUAGAGGGCAAUCAAGAAAGCGGCAUAAGUGAAUAUAUAACCUACAGAAAAAUGGGCCAAUCCAACCAAUCUUGCUUGCACAAUGGAAAGGGCAUCCACUUUAAAUUUUAAGGAGAAGGUUGGAAAACAUAUUUAUUCUGAAUCAGAAGGAGAAGCACUGGAGUACCGAUAUCUACCAUGCAUCUGAGUAUACUUAUGGUAAUGUGCAUCUAUUACCAAAAACAAGUCAUUUAUGGAUAAUAGCAGUAGGUACGUGCAGAUACAGAAAGAUGCCCCUCUUUGUCUUGAGUUAUGCGGUUCUACCUCCUGUGAUAAGCAGAGAUCCAGAAGAAAGAACGGCGUGUAGGGAAGCUUGUACUGAUUAUGUUUUUCCUUGUACGUGAGGAGCACAAGACAUCGUCCCUGAUUCCCACAGGAGGGUAAAAACUUCUAAUCGAAUUUCCAUGAAAUCAUUUCCAUUUCAGCAGAUUUCCUUGUACGUGAGGAGCCAAUUAGCAGGUUGUGAUGGGAAAUUAAUUAACAGGAGAAGGGGCGAGGGAGAUGACUUCUGUUUGUUCAUAUGUGACAGCACCGAAGUAACAGUGAUAAAAAAAUGAAUUCUUUACCCCGGAGAAAACCCACAUACAAGAAGGGUGGGAAUCUCCCCUGUUAGUCUAUUUUCUCAGAACAAUCGCCAGCAUUGUGGCAACCAUUGCGGUUCUCGGAAGCUGGGGAGGGGCUCGGUUCUGGCUCUGCCGAUGCUGAGAUUAGGCUGGAAUAUCUCUUGAUCCUCAGGGAGAUGAGGAUGCUGGAGAUGAUGCCCAGCGCGGGGAACAUGUACGAGGAGAGAUGGGAUCUUGUGGAUCCAGCAGCAGAUGCCAUGGCAGCGCCUGCUAGGCUGCCGAUGGAUGUGUUCUGCAGGAUCAUCGGCAGGCAGCCGAUGGCAGUUGGCAGGAGGAAGUCCACGAGGAAGCUCACCUCCGUGGCAGCCAGGCUGUAGUUGAUCACGUACGAGGGCAGGGGGGAGAACCUCGCCAGAAGGACGAACCUCCAGCCAUCGUGCUCGACUCCUCGAACCAGGAGGUGAAAGUACUUGUUCCUGCGAACCCACUCCAUUGCCGAUUUAGAGUUCCUGAAGAUCACCCUGAACACCACAGAGGAUCAUCAGAAUUUGAUUAGAACGAGCAGCAAAACCCAAUUCACCAAACCAUACUGUACUAAACUAAACUGGGCUAGUGUUGCAGAAGUCGUUUGUUGGGUUGCAAUCAAAUGUAAAUAUGCAUGCUCCGUGGAGUUGGCCGCAUCAGAAACAACAUACGCAUAGGUAGAAAAAAAUGCUCCCUGUUGCACAGCUACUUUUCGGUUCAUAUGGUCCCUCCCUAGUUUGAGGAUCUCCCCCGUGCAAGGGGUGUUCACCCGCCCUUUUGUUUCUCCUGAAUCUCGGGAAAGUUAAUAGUUCUUCAAUUAGAUUAAGGGUUUAGAGAUGGUAAGCUUUGGGGGCUGCUACCGGUUCUUCCUCGACUUCCUCCCAGGUGAGAUCCUCAUCAUGUUCCUCGUUUGAUUAGAUCCAUAGUUUUCUCUCCGUCCAAACGAGAGGAAAUGUUCGUUCUUCUCUGA
This is a messenger RNA of Spirodela intermedia, 3096 nucleotides long. Lineage: Eukaryota; Viridiplantae; Streptophyta; Magnoliopsida; Alismatales; Araceae. The record is from the annotation of a GenBank genome assembly.